CAUUGCCUUUUCAAUCAAUCUCCCUUCCUUUUUCAUCCUUUUUGCACUUUUUCUCUCCAAUUAUUUAUACCUUAUUUUUUUUAUCUUUUCGAUUCCGUUAAAGACGUGUGCGCGAUCAACCUUAGCUUCUUGUUUUUGUGUUUUCCCUCUGUUUUGUAGGUCGAUUAGUUGCUUGUUUGAUUGAUUGAGCUGUUGUAUAAGUAGAAGUAGGGCCUUGAGAUGGAGAAGAAGACUUAUCCGAUUGGGGAAGAUUCUUAUGUUCUGUACGAGGAGGUUGGGCAGGGUGUGAGUGCUUCAGUUCACCGUGCUCUUUGUAAACCUCUUAAUGAGAUCGUCGCCAUCAAGAUCCUCGAUUUUGAGCGUGAGAAUUGUGAUCUGGUUAGCAUUUAUCGUGAAGUACAGACAAUGAUCUUGGUUGACCACCCAAAUGUUCUUAAAUCACACUGCUCCUUUGUCAAUGGACAUAAUUUGUGGAUUGUUAUGCCAUACAUGUCUGGAGGUUCAUGUCUUCACAUAUUGAAGGCUGCAUAUCCUGAUGGUUUCGAGGAAGUGGUGAUAGCAACAAUAUUACGAGAAGUGUUGAAGGGAGUUGAAUAUCUUCAUAAUCAUGGACAUAUACAUCGGGAUAUAAAAGCAGGAAAUGUUCUUAUUGAUUCACGUGGUGCAAUCAAGCUAGGGGAUUUUGGUGUUUCUGCUUGCCUUUUUGACUCAGGUGAUAGGCAACGUGUGAGGAAUACAUUCGUGGGCACACCAUGCUGGAUGGCACCUGAAGUUAUGGAGCAAUUAAAUGGUUAUGACUUCAAGGCUGACAUCUGGUCUUUUGCUAUAACUGGUUUAGAGCUUGCCCAUGGUCAUGCUCCUUUCUCAAAAUAUCCUCCGAUGAAGGUAUUGAUGAUGACCUUGCAAAAUGCACCCCCUGGCCUUGAUUAUGAGAGGGACAGAAAAUUUUCAAAGUCUUUUAAGCAGAUGAUUGCGAGUUGCUUGGUGAAAGAUCCUUCAAAACGACCUUCUGCAAGUAAACUGCUAAAGCAUUCAUUUUUUAGGCAAGCCCGAUCAAGUGAUUAUAUUGCACGUACCCUUUUGGAAGGGCUACCUGUUCUUGGUGAUCGUAUAAAGGCACUUAAGAGAAAGGAAGAAGAUAUGCUUGCACAAAAGAAAAUGCCAGAUGGAAAGAAGGAAGAAUUAUCUCAGAAUGAAUAUAAACGAGGAAUCAGUGGAUGGAAUUUCAAUCUUGAUGAUUUAAAGGCUCAGGCAUCUCUGAUUCAGGAAUUUGAAGAAUCCAUAAGUGAAAUCAGUGAAGUAGGGAGCUCCAGUAACUUAUCUUCUCUUGAUGUGCAAGAAAGGAAAUUACAAUAUCAAAAUUCUUCAGAACUUUCAGAUACUGAAGAGAAUGGCAUGUUGCGGAGACUACCCUCCAUGAAAGCUAAUGAUUCAUUAGAUGGUAAAAGAUCUAUGAAUGAUUCAACAAUUCUUGGUCCUUGCUCCCAACAACAUUCUUCGCCUCGCAAUGAUAAUCAAACUGAGAAUGGUUCCUGUGAAGAGCUUCCUUUGGAGAACAGCAAAAGAAUACUGGGGAGUACUCCUAAUUCUAGUCAACAUAAAAGAAAUGUUUCUUCCAAUAACACCGUUCAACAAGAAACCACUUCACCUCUGAACAGAAGAGAGAGUUACGAGUCAGAAAAGAGUGUUGCAAAUGGCAGUGUUGCAAUUGGAAUAACUUCUCAAGCUAUAGAUGAUGUGCUUUCUGAUUCUUAUUCUAAAGAUCCGAAGUCAACAUUAGUAAGUCCAGCAACAAAUGACGAGGAACAGGAUGAGAAAGCAAAGGUACCAGUUAUUCAGCAGAAAGGGCGUUUCAAAGUUACUUCGGAGAAUGUUGAUGUAGAAAAGGCAGUUGCACCCCCUCUUCUGCAAAAAAGUCACAGUAUGCAGGUUGGUAAUUUUGAGGUGAUUACCUCAAAUUCUGCUACUCCUCUUCUACCUUCUAAUCUACCAACUCCUCUACUGACACCUCUACCCUCAUCUGAUGCUAUACCAAUUAACACUAGAUCUUCUAUGUUUCCAGUGUUGCACUCUGUUUUGCAGACAAAUAUUGUUCAACGGGAGGAUAUUUUGAAUCUAAUGAGGCAAAUCUCAAUCGGAGACUUUCCAGCCGAUGGUGUGGCUGAUGUCUCAUCGGCACAGAUAACAACCGAGAAAUCUUUGCUUGAGGCAGCUCAUGAAAGGGAAAAGGAUUUACUCAACGAAGUAACUGAAUUACAGUGGAGGAUAUUACGUGCCAGAGAUGAAAUCCAAAGAUUAAGAUCAAACAAUGCAGGCUAAGGGUCGAUCUAUUUAUUUGAAGUUCAUAACGUGUCAGGGUUUGAAUUUGGUGCGUCCUAUUUGGCUAUUGAAUAUGAAUAUGUAGAAUGCACUUAUUUCCUGUGUACAAUAGAAUAGAGAGAUAAGGGGGGAAAGAAAAGAAAAACUAAAUGUCAGAAUGGGUAUACUUUUGAUAUCUCUACUUAACAUUUGAACUCAUUUCCUGCAAAAACUGUGCAGAUUUAGUGAAAUUAUUGUUAGUAUAGUUAUGAAGCUAAUUUUAAGUUUUGGAAAA
This is a messenger RNA of Cucurbita pepo subsp. pepo (vegetable marrow), 2593 nucleotides long. Its product is annotated as Protein kinase superfamily protein. Gene Ontology annotation, molecular function: protein kinase activity; protein serine/threonine kinase activator activity; ATP binding. Lineage: Eukaryota; Viridiplantae; Streptophyta; Magnoliopsida; Cucurbitales; Cucurbitaceae. The record is from RefSeq and is a predicted model, not a curated record. Gene Ontology annotation, biological process: protein phosphorylation.